Messenger RNA from Mycena citricolor, 340 nucleotides. The record is from the annotation of a GenBank genome assembly. NCBI's taxonomy places the organism in Eukaryota, Fungi, Basidiomycota, Agaricomycetes, Agaricales, Mycenaceae.
GCAAGCCAAUUCCAACUUAUGCAUGGGAAGUCGCAUAUGCAUAAAGACUACAAAGUACAGCUGCUUCAUAUCCAAGCAACACAGGAGAGUAGCAAACAGGUAUUUGCCACUGUCAUUGUGCGGGCAGUGCGCCGAGGGCCGAGGGAUGUCAUCGUCAGGCGAGCAACGCCGUGGUCACUUGGUUACAGUCAUCGAAGUCAAUGGCUGGAGCGGCCGCGAUACCCCAACAACAUACACACUUCUCGUCAGGCUUGCACAUGUCGAAGGGAUCUUGUCUAUUGCGCGAUGUCAUUUGAGGAUCUGGACGAAUGACAUGGCCGUUUCUAAAUUUUGGUCAGUU